Hippopotamus amphibius kiboko is the source of this 2223-nucleotide messenger RNA. RefSeq names its product granulin precursor (gene GRN). The record is from RefSeq and is a predicted model, not a curated record. Gene Ontology annotation, biological process: regulation of inflammatory response. Bases 152 to 1915 code for a protein of 587 amino acids. The transcript has 14 exons. Lineage: Eukaryota; Metazoa; Chordata; Mammalia; Artiodactyla; Hippopotamidae. Gene Ontology annotation, molecular function: G protein-coupled receptor activity. Gene Ontology annotation, cellular component: extracellular region; membrane.
UGUGAGCUGCGGGUCCGCGGCUACCCAGGGAUCGCGGACUCCGACGCAGCACCCCUGGAAGCUGCAGCCCUUUCCCCCAAAGCAGAGAUCACUCCGUUCUUCAGCCGAUUCCGCCCCCGUCGGCAGGUGCUGGUGGUGCUGCUGGUGGACCAUGUGGACCCUGGUGAGCUGGGUGACCUUAGUGACAGGGCUGGUGGCUGGAACACAGUGUCCAGACGGUCAGCUCUGCCCUGUGGCCUGCUGCCUGGACCCGAGAGGAGACACCUACAGCUGCUGCAAUCCCGUUCCGGACAAGGGGCCCACGGUGCUGAGCCGGCACCUGGGCAGACGCUGCCAGACCGACGCCCAUUGCUCUCCUGGCUACUCCUGCAUCCUCACUGUCUCGGGGACCUCCAGCUGCUGCCCAUUCCCAGAGGCCGUGUCAUGCGGGGACGGCCACCACUGCUGCCCCCGGGGCUUCCACUGCAGUGCUGACGGGCAGUCCUGCUUCCAAAAGUCAGAUACCAAGUCCUUGGGUGCCGUCCAGUGCCCCGACAGACAGUUCGAGUGCCCCAGCUCCUCCACGUGCUGCACUAUGCCCGACGGCUCCUGGGGUUGCUGCCCCAUGCCCCAGGCUUCUUGCUGUGAAGACAAGGUGCACUGCUGUCCCCACGGCACCUCCUGUGACCUGGCUCAUGGCCGCUGCCUCACAGCGACAGGCACCCACCCCCUGGCAAAGAAGAUCCCUGCACGGAAGACUAAAGGGUCAGUAGUCUUGUGCCCAGAUGCACAGUCCCAGUGCCCCGACGGUUCUACCUGCUGCGAGCUGCCCAGUGGAAAGUAUGGCUGCUGCCCAAUCCCCCAUGCCAUCUGCUGCGCCGACCACUUGCACUGCUGCCCCCAGGACACUGUGUGUGACCUGAUCCAGAGUAAAUGCCUCUCCGAGAAGAACGUUACCGACCUCCUCACCAAGCUGCCCGCACACACAGUGCAGGAGGUGAAGUGUGACAUGGAGGUGAGCUGCCCCGACGACUACACCUGCUGCCGCCUGCAGUCCGGGGCCUGGGGCUGCUGCCCUUUUGCCGAGGCUGUGUGCUGUGAAGACCACGUGCACUGCUGCCCGUCUGGGUUUAGGUGUGACACAGAGAAGAGUACCUGUGAACAGGGGGCCUACUCGGUGCCCUGGUUGAAGAAAGUCCCAGCCCAUGUCAGCCUGCCGGACCCCCGAGCCAUGGAGAAUGAUGUCCCCUGUGAUAACACCACCAGCUGUCCCUCCUACAAUACCUGCUGUCGACUCCCAUCCGGGGAGUGGGGCUGCUGUCCAAUCCCAGAGGCUGUCUGCUGCUCAGACCACCAGCACUGCUGCCCCCAGGGCUACACAUGUGUGGCCGGGGGGCACUGUACGAGGGGGAACAAGGUGGUGACCGGACUGGACAAGGUGCCUGCCCGCCGGGCUUCCCUGUCCCACUCCAAAGACACGGGCUGUGACCAGCACACCAGCUGCCCGGUGGGGCAGACCUGCUGCCCGAGCCUGAGCAGGGGCUGGGCCUGCUGCCAGCUGCCGCACGCUGUGUGCUGUGAGGACCGCCAGCACUGCUGCCCGGCCGGGUACACCUGCAAUGUGAAGGCCCGAUCCUGUGAAAAGGAGGCGGGCUCUUCCCACCCUGCUGCUCGCCUGGCCCACGGCCCUCUCGUGGGUGUGGGUAACGUGGAGUGUGGGCAGGGGCACUUCUGCCACGAUAACCAGACCUGCUGCCGAGACAGCCGUGGGGACUGGGCCUGCUGUCCCUACCCCCAGGGCACCUGUUGUCCGGACAGGCGUCACUGCUGUCCUACUGGCUUCCACUGUGGGACCAAGGGCACCAAGUGUUUGCGCUCGGAGGCCCUGCCCUGGGACGCUCCUCAGAGGGACCCGGCCCCGAGACAGCUGCUGUGAGGAGGGAUUGAGGACUGAAGACACUCCGCAGCCCUCGGGACCCUGCUCAGAGGGUGCCCACUGCUCAGGCCUCCCCAACACCUCUCCCCCCACCACAUUCUCCCAGACCCCCAUUUCUGAGUACCCCUGUCACCCUGGGAGGUGAGGCCUCAAUCUAAGGCCCUCCCUAUCCCAAGGGGGGCUGUGGCAAAAGCCACCUUUCAAGCUGCCAUCCCCUCCCCCAGUUUCCGUGGAACCUGUGGCCAGGUGCUCUUCCCUAUCCACAGGUGUGCGUGUGUGUAUGUGCUGCAUAAAGUUUGUACACUUUC